GCUGGGAACAGGAUGCUGUCAGGCCGAAUAGACGCAUCAGCCUAACGGAGAGAAACCGCAGCAGCAUCCUUUGUUUUCUGGAGCUCGAUAUCCAGCUGUGGCACCCGCUGACAACCUGCAGCACCUGGAGGAGGAGGGGGAGGGGUCCAGUUCUGACGGCCAAUAGCUAAAUCUUGAAGCACUGACGUACCCAAUAGGCUCAAUCAAGACCGCUGUCCAGCCAACAGGACACCUCCAACCUGAUCGCGUGGCGAGCUGAGGGAAGAGCUGAAGCCAUCGUGGAGAGGCAGCAGGGCUUUCCUUUCCCACUAUCCUCUGCUUUUUCUUUUGGCCCUGUGGAAGCACUCAUCCACACCACUGCACAGAAACACAUUCAUCACUCUUUUUUCUCCUUUCCAUUCUGUCACUGCACUCGUUCACUCUCUUUCUAUCCAUCUAUCUUGAUGAAGAGAUCAGUAGACGUCUCAGUGAACACCAGUAUAAUCAGUGGUUUCAGUAGUGGAGCUGCUGACAGAGAUCUUUCUACUAAGGCAAUGCAGUAGUAUAUUUAAAUCCAGUGCUUUUGCAGCCCCCCCAGCCCAGAGUCUGGCUCACAGGGUCCCACAGGUGAUGAGGAGGGCCAGGGGCUUCAUCUCUUUCUAGACUUUCUCCUCUCCACCUUGUGUCUUCAUGUUUUGGGGGUCCUCCGGUGCCCCCGCCCUCUGUCGACCCCCCCGCACCCGCUGCCACCACGGCCGGCCACCCCAGUCGCCUUGUUGCCAUGCCGACAGAGACUCUGGCUCCAGCCCUGCCAGAUAGCAAGGCCGCUGGCCCGGCUUCGGCCUUUGGCUCUGCCGUACCCCUCCGCAUCCUCAAUAAGGGCCCUGAAUACUUCAGGAGACAGGUGGAGCCUAACCCAAAGCGCCUCAGUGCUGUUGAGAGACUAGAAGCUGACAAGGCCAAGUAUGUCAAGAGCCAGGAGGUCAUCAACGCCAAGCAGGAGCCAAUCAAACCACCCAUUCUGGCAAAGCCUCCCGUCGGUCACGCCCUCCUGUCUAAGAGAGGCUCAGGGAUUGGUGGAGGAGGAAAUGGAGGCGGGAUACCAUUCAAAGCGUCCAAUAACAAUGCCAAGUCAGACACAUGUGCAACAAGCAGCGGCAGCAGCAAACGGGAGAAUUUAAAUCUGGAGAUCCUUAAAAACCUGCUGAACUCAUCGUCCUCUUCAGGAGCUGGGUCCGAGGGACUAGGAGGCGGGGCUAAGAGUGCUGUGUUGAUGAGGUCAUCAGGUGGAAUGCCCAGGAGUUGGACGCCAUCAGGGAUGCCGUUAACCUACCGAUCUACUAUGACGCUUAAUGAGCAGCCACCAGACUCAGCUCCCAGUCCAAGCACCUCACACUCCCUCAGAUCCUUCUCCCAUUCCCUGAAGGUCCCUCCCAUCAAUAGCGGGGGACGUCGCAGUCCACAACAGGGAGGAAACCUCAACCUGAGCAGACGAGGUGAAGGAGUUAUAGAUCGUUCUCGCUCACCAUUACCGCCUCUACUCACCUCCCACUCCUCCUCUGACCUCCUGCGACUGUGCAACGGCAAGCCGCUCCGCACGGCCCGAUCCAGCAGCUCCUCAGCUCCGCCCCUCCCUCCAAAACCCAACCCCGCCUCGCUUCCUCCUCCCGCACUUUCCUUGUCACUGCCUCCCCCUCGCCCGACUCCAUCCCCCUCGCUCUGUGAUAACACCACCCCUCAGUCGCUGCCUUGUGAUUUUGGAGAUCCUCCCAAUACUUCAGCCGAUGCCAACCUGGAGCUUGAGCUUGGUACAUCCGUAGCUCGCCGCUCUUCGCUACACAGAUCUAAAUCAGACCUGUCAGACCGGUAUGCCCGCGCUGGAGCGGACGUGGAACGCUUUUUUAACUACUGCGGGCUUGACCCCGAGGAGCUGGAGGCAGUCGGUCCAGAGAACUUUGCGCGGGCCAACUCGGACAUCGUCAGCCUGAACUUCCGAUCAGCUUCAAUGAUCUCCUCUGACUGCGACCGGUCGCGGAGAUCCUCCAAUGAUGGACUGUCAGAUGGGGACGAGGACGAGGAGGAGGAGGCUGGGGAGCGCGUUCCAUAUGGCAUCUCGGCUGUGGAGCGAAAUGCGAGAGUCAUUAAAUGGCUGUAUAGCAUCAAACAGGCAAGAGAGACGCAAAAAGUCUCACAUGUCUAGGACAGUACCUACAGUGGAUUGGAUAUACUGCAAACUAAAGACAAACUGCCCUGUGUUUCAGAAUCAAUAGAUGGACCUUUCUUACAGGUUUAGAGACUGUGAUCUUGGUCAAAAAGUAUAGAUGGAUGAGUGAAUAGAUGGAGGAGACAAACUUGGUGAGAAAACAGACAGCAAUCUGUUUAGAAAUUGAUGAAGAGAUGAGGACUCUAAUGCAUUUAGGUUUAGAACAACAAGAACAAUAAGAACAGCAAGAACUAAAACUUGGACAGUCAUAUGAACACAAUGUUCAGGCUGGAGAGACAAACCAACAUGGGACAUGUCUGAAUUCUGACUAGUUGAAUUGUUUAUCUACGGACACUAAAUAAUCCGAUUGUCAAAUUGCUUGAGCAACAAGAGCGAAAUGCACUGCGAUUGACCAAGGACCCAUAAAGUGACCACCUCCCUACAAAGGGUUAAAGGCCUUUCUCAGAGAGUACAUCUUGAUUUAUCAAAGAAUUGGAAGGGAGAUUAUCUUCCUACAUAGCUCGCUAACUAUCAGUUCAAUCCACACUGGCUCCAACCUCUGUUCUGCAGUCUCUGUCCUCAGUGCUGCCCCCAAAGGGCGAUGCGGGGGCACGGCCACUCUGAUGGCCAUGGUUUGACAAAAAUAAAAUCUCUAUUUUCCCAGUAUGAAAGUACCUGCAUCUUCUGCAUUACCAGGCCCAUGAUUCAUGUGCACUAGAGACUUAUGCCGGUUGAGCACGACCAAGUGUGCCUGAGCGGGUAACUUCUGCCUGCAGAGCAACUGAUUUCUUGAUUAGCUCUUUGCUAGCUUGAAAAGAAUUGGAUCUUGCAGCUCUUUAAGACUUUCUAAAUGUUAUCGGACUGAGUGACUUAAAUCUUGUGAAAUUUGUCAUUUCACAGGGAUUUUGACGCUCACAAAAAAUGUAUCCGCUGAUUUUUAGACAUCUCUUUCCCAGUCUAAGUCAGUGGAAAAAAGUCUUUCUGGGUUUGUGGGCAUCACAUGACUGACCCAGAUGGUGUCAUUCCACUUUUAACCACUUUUAAAAUUUGCUUCAAAGCCUGGCACACUUCCUGGAGGCACGAUUCACACUGUGUCCAGCACGGCACAGAGCACCCAGGCCGGUUAAUCAUCUGCAUCUUUUCAUGCAAGCAGAUCUGGCAGAAAACACACUGAAAAUAAAUUGUAAACUAAAGUGUGAAUUAAAUUUGGUAAACACGGUCUGCUUCUGAUAUAUGACAAAAUAUGCGUCCAUAUGUUUGUCUGUUGUGUCUAAACAAAGAGGGAGAGAGACGAGCAGACACACAAAGAUGGACACACAAGCAGGCAGAGACACAGCUCUCCAUGUGAUUAAAACAUAGCAGAGGAGCUCGAUCGCUGGUUGAACGACGCAGAGAAAUGCAUUUCUGGUGUAAAGGGCCAGGUGACCACUGACAGGUGGCUG
Messenger RNA from Plectropomus leopardus (leopard coralgrouper), 3624 nucleotides. It is a transcript of the gene fam110b, whose product is annotated as family with sequence similarity 110 member B. NCBI's taxonomy places the organism in Eukaryota, Metazoa, Chordata, Actinopteri, Perciformes, Serranidae. The record is from RefSeq and is a predicted model, not a curated record.